AUGGUCCAACAGAAAGAUGAGCCGGUGGUGGGGCAGGUGCGUGGGGAGAAGAAGCUGCCGCUCGUCGUCUACCUCCACGGCGGCGACUUCGUCCUCUUCAGCGCCUCCACCGUCAUCUUCCACAACUUCUGCAACGACAUCGCCGAGUACUUUUCCGCCGUCGUCGUCUCCGUCGAGUACCGACUCGCGCCGGAGAACAAACUCCCCGCCGCCUUCGAAGACGCCCUCGACGCCAUCUUCUGGGUUCAGAACCAGGUUACUCAUCAACUAUGA
This is a messenger RNA of Erythranthe guttata (spotted monkey flower), 273 nucleotides long. NCBI's taxonomy places the organism in Eukaryota, Viridiplantae, Streptophyta, Magnoliopsida, Lamiales, Phrymaceae. The record is from RefSeq and is a predicted model, not a curated record.